AUUGGACAAUUCAUAAGUUUUCUAAUGGAGUUUUUGUGCCAUAAAAGUGCUAUUAGAGACAUUCCCAUUGUGCUUACAGCAUUGUAGCCUUGUAAAUCACUCUUAUUCCUCUCACUGAGAUCUGAAACUGUCAGAACACAGAGAGGAUAAGGAGUCGUGUCCAUGAAGUGAAGGCAUUUCUCUCUCCUCCACUCCACUUUUCCUCCCACCUUCAUGCUUUUAGGGGAAGUCGGUCAGCUGACUGUCUGUAGCUGUCAAGACUGUGUAUCGUGCAGCCUCCUCCUCUUGUUUUCCCUCCUCCUCCUCCUCCUCCUCCUCUUCCUCUAUUUCAGCUGCAGAGUCCCGCUCCCAUUGGAGAGCUGCUGCGCUCCGGAUCCAGCCUCUUUCUGCACGACGUCACGGUGCGCUAUAAGGAUAAAGCUGCGGCUGGCUCCGAGCGCAGUCUGCUGGAUACCAGAAGCCGGAGAGCGUGAAGAGAGGCGAGCCUUGAAAUCUCUGCGGUGCAGAGCUGGAAAAGCUACGUCUCAGCGAAAAAAAAUCACACGUCCUAUUAUUUACUCAUUCGCUCCUAUUAUUUUUCCUGGAGAAAAAAAAAAAAAGGACUUAUUUCAACCCAAGAAGUCGCGACGAGGACUGGUGCCUAUGUGUCAGCGACGUGGUAUUUCCUUUUAUUAUUGUUAUUUAUCUUUGUGUGUGUGUGUGUGUAUUUGAAUACACUUCUACUGAAAGGGGACUGAGGUUUUUUACUUUUUUUUUUUUGCACUGCAUUGCUCUCUACCUGUGCCAGAUUACCCCAGCAGAAGAAGUAGGCUAUAUGACGCAAACCGUGUGCAGAGAACAUUAGUGUGAAAGUUUUUCUCGCACUUUUUUUUUUUUUUCAUUUUUCCUUUUUUCUUUUUUUUUUCUCUUCACACCGACCACACUUGGUGGUGUUUCAUGCUACAGCAAGUCUGUGCAGAGCGCUGGACUCGCCGAAAAGAACUAUUGCAUGAAACAAGAAAGGAGAGAAGAGACGCUUAUUAAUAAGAAGAAGAAGAAGAAGUCAGUUUUUGCAACGCUCGCUGCAAGCACCUUUCUGCACCAUCUGCAAAAGAGUAGCAGCAGCAGCAGCAUGAGUGCGGCGGAGAUGAGCAUGGGCGGCCCGGAGCUACCCAGCAGCCCUCUGGCUCUGGAAUAUGUCAACGACUUUGACCUGAUGAAGUUUGACGUGAAGAAGGAAGGCCUGGCCGGACUGGAGCGCAACGCGGUGCGUCAGUGCAACCGCCUGCAACCCCACCAGCAGGGCUCCGUCUCCUCCACCCCCAUCAGCACGCCCUGCAGCUCGGUGCCCUCCUCGCCCAGCUUCAGCCCUACAGAGCAGAAGAGCCACUUGGAGGAGCUCUACUGGAUGCCCAACAACACCGGGUACCACCACCAGCAGCAGCAGCAGCAGCACCACCACCAGCAGAUCGAUCCGCAGACGCUGAGUUUGACCCCGGAGGAUGCAGUGGAGGCCCUCAUCGGACAUCCUCCACAACCUCCGCACGUCCAGCAGCAGCUGCAAGUAGGCGGCUUUGAGAGCGGCUACAGGGCGCAGCAUCAUCACCAUAACAACCACGGUCAGCAGCAUCAUCACGCGUACAUCCCGCACCAUGCAGACGAGCUGGGUGGACACAACCACGCACACAGCCAGCAGCAUCACCACCACCCUCACAGCCAGGACCCAGACAGCCCGUCUCCAGUGUCCCCAGACGACCUCCAUCAUCACCACCGCCAUCACCACCACAGCCACCACCACAUGAGCCAGUCCUCCGGCGGCAUCAACGUGGAGGACCGCUUCUCCGACGACCAGCUGGUGUCCAUGUCGGUGCGGGAGCUCAACAGACACCUGCGGGGCUUCACCAAGGACGAGGUGAUCCGCCUCAAGCAGAAGAGGAGGACCCUGAAGAACCGCGGGUACGCACAGUCCUGUCGGUACAAGCGGGUGCAGCAGAAGCACGUGUUGGAGAACGAGAAGACGCAGCUGAUCAACCAGGUGGAGCAGCUGAAGGCGGAGAUCAGCCGGCUGGCGAGGGAGAGGGACGCCUACAAACUCAAGUGCGAGAAACUGGCGGGGUCAGGGGUCAAUAAUAAUAAUAAUAAUAACGGGUUCCGCGAGGCCGGAUCCACCAGUGACACCCCUUCAUCACCAGAGUUUUUCAUGUGAGUUGUCAUUUUUUUCUUGUGAACAUCACAACAAACUUUUCCCCCCUCAUCCCAAAUUUCCUUUCUCUCCACAAAAAGACUGAUGAACAAAACUGAUAAUAAUCCACCAAACCUCCCAUCAUACUGUUUAUGAUUAUACUAAUAAUAACAAUUAUAUUCAUAUUAGAAGAAUAAUCCAUCGAAUAGUAUUCUCAUAUAUAACCAUCCUCUCUCCAUCCAUCCACAACUGAGAUACAAAGAAGAGUAGAGAGAGAGAGAGAGAGAGAGUCAGCAGCAUCUUUGUAGAUUAGUUGCUUGUAGUGUGAAGAGACUUUUUUUUUUUUCUUCAACUUGAAGAGGAUCUGGCUGAUGAACUUUUUCCUUUUUCUUCCUUUUUUUGAGGCUUUGAAAUAAUCUGUAAAAGGAGUGUGGGAUCUUUGUAAUUCUGUUCUCCUAAAAAAAUGAUGACAUUGUUAUGGAACAACAACAACAACAACAACAACAAAGCAGGUUUGGCCUCUGCAGCCUGCAACAAACACACGCGAGACUCCCAUAAAACAAGUGGGCGCGUAAUCUGAGAAAAAUCUCCACUUUAUGCAAAAUUUAACUUCUGUCUAACUAACCCGUCACUGGGGAAAGGGGGACGUUUUAUGCAACAUCUCAUUGAUUUUAUUGCCUGCUUGGUUAUAUUCGAAUAUAUAUUGAAACAAAAAAUCUGCAUUAAAUAUUAAUCCUGCAUGCUGGACAUGUACGGUAAUAAUUUCUAUUUUGUACUUUCAUCUUCUCGUGUAUAUUAAGAGCAUGUUGUUGAUCUGCGCUUCUCCAUAGUUUUUUGGGGGGGAUUUUAGAGAACAGCAGGACUGCUGGUGCAGUAUCAUGUGGUGUGGGUUUUUUUUUUCUUUUUGGGCUUGUAAAUAUUAUGCAACCGCAAAACUGCACAACAAGAUUGAGGAGGCUGGUUUGAACUUCUUUCUUUCUUUGUGUUGUGUUUUUUUAUUUCAUUUAUUUUUAUGAUUUUUUUUUUUUUUUUAUCAUGUGGGGUAUUGAUUGAGAGGAGGAGGAGGAGUGCAUUUUUUUCUGUUGCAUUUAAAUACAACAAACUUUGUGUGUCAAGUGCACUUUUUUUGGAUGAUGAUUUUUUGCAAGUUUUCAUUUUGAAGUUUGUGCACACCUCCCUCCAGGAAGACAUACUAUGAUACUAUAUAUAUAUAUUGUGAUAUUAUUCAGCUCAAGCAGCCUGUAUACGUGCAAAAGUUUCAGAGUGAUAUUUGGACACAUGUUCUGCAAACAUGUGGCCACAAUAUUAUUGGAGCCAGAUUGCACAGAAUAUAGUUGCAUUAAGGCGAGGUUACACGUUUUCCACACACACACACACACACACACGCACACACGAUGUGGGUUAAUGCUCUCUGUCAGUGUGAUCCAACGUGGCUUUUGUGCCACUAAUUCAGAAAAGUGCUGUUCUGCCUUUUUAUUAACUCUUUAACAAACCACAUCAAACCCAACACACAACCUCUCAUUCCGAUUGGCGGCCACCUGUAGCAUAUUAUCACUGAUAUUUCUAUUUUUAACAAUAUUUAAAAAACAUGUCAGGGGUUUUCUGUAGAGUUAAUAUUUAGAUAUAGCGGGAGCAUUUUAAUACAAAAGUCUUACUAUUACUGUUCUAUGUUUUCCUUCAUUUUUUUCUGCCGGUCAGUAAAAAAGGGGAUUCAGGUUGUGCAAAUUCUCAAAAUGAAAACAAUGUUUAUGUUAUGUAAUACGUUUAUUUUGUGUCUUGUUUUAUUAUUAUUUGAUGAUUCUGGUUCUGCUGGCCAGAUGCAUAGUUAAAGUUUUUAUUUUAAUGAUUUAAAUUAACAAACUUGUCAGAUCAUAUCGAAUAAGCAUGGUGCUUGCAUUUUGAAACUAUUGUUGAAAAGUCAUGCAUUUAACAAUCUUUUGGUUUAUUACUGAUUCAACUGUGUUGAAAUCGAACUGAAAAAUGCAGCAGCGGGUUGUUGUUAUAGUUUUCACCAUAUUUCCAUGUACUUUGCGAUGAUGGGGAUCAAUUUUCAAUCCUGUUUAUAUAAAUAAUAGUUAAAAAAAAAACACUUAAAUUUGAACUGUUCCAUUCAGGCUGGUUUCUGUUUUGUCUUAUUUUUGGUUGUUUUUGGAAGAAAUUGUUUCCUAUUUUGCUUAUUAAAGUCAUUGAAAUGGCAAUAA
This is a messenger RNA of Sebastes umbrosus (honeycomb rockfish), 4362 nucleotides long. RefSeq names its product v-maf avian musculoaponeurotic fibrosarcoma oncogene homolog Ba (gene mafba). The coding region runs from base 989 to 2185 and encodes 398 amino acids. Lineage: Eukaryota; Metazoa; Chordata; Actinopteri; Perciformes; Sebastidae. The transcript has a single exon. Gene Ontology annotation, biological process: regulation of transcription by RNA polymerase II. Gene Ontology annotation, cellular component: nucleus. Gene Ontology annotation, molecular function: RNA polymerase II cis-regulatory region sequence-specific DNA binding; DNA-binding transcription factor activity, RNA polymerase II-specific. The record is from RefSeq and is a predicted model, not a curated record.